AUGCAUGAAUUCUCAGCCAAAGAGAAUAUAAAGAAAAUAUCAUUUUGUAGAUCUUCGGAGGCUGCUUGCUCCUCCCUCUCAUCAAUCAAUGGCCUCAGAAAUUUAUACGAGAGCAUUGAUGAUUUGCUUCUCUUGCCUCACAUUCAACAGAUUGUUUCUGAGGAAUGUGUUGAUGGUUACAUCAACCUAUUGGAUUCUUGCAGCUCAGUUAAGGAUCUCAUCUCACUUUCCAAGCAAAAUUUAAGAGAGAUUUUGUCUGCUCUAAGGAGAAAGGAUGUUCGAGGCAUCAAUGGCUACCUUGCUUCCAGAAAAAGGUUAAAGAAAAUGAUCCAAAAGUGUUUAAAGAAUAUGAGACGUAGCAGCGCCUCAGCCUCUUCUGAGAAUGCUUCCAUGUUGACAGAUGCAGAGUCCGUUGCCAUUUCCUUGCUCGAGUCUCUUGGUCGUUGGUGUCAAAGCUGA
Molecule: messenger RNA, 459 nt
Organism: Salvia miltiorrhiza (redroot sage)
Lineage: Eukaryota; Viridiplantae; Streptophyta; Magnoliopsida; Lamiales; Lamiaceae
Exons: 1
Coding region: 1-459 (152 amino acids)
Biological process (GO): root development; shoot system development
Source: RefSeq, a predicted model, not a curated record